Carassius gibelio (silver crucian carp) is the source of this 2619-nucleotide messenger RNA. Its product is annotated as collagen alpha-3(IX) chain-like. The record is from RefSeq and is a predicted model, not a curated record. Lineage: Eukaryota; Metazoa; Chordata; Actinopteri; Cypriniformes; Cyprinidae. The transcript has 32 exons. Bases 56 to 2095 code for a protein of 679 amino acids.
UCCUGCUCUUUCUCUGCAUUCAUCCUUCAGCACAGGGCACAGGAGCGCAGGAGCCAUGGCCGUGUUCUCAGCGCUUCAUCUGCUCGUCCUCUUCCAGCUGCUCACGUCGUCUCUGGCUCAGCAAAGGCCGGGUCCUCGGGGUGCACCAGGAGUGCCAGGACCACUGGGACCCCCAGGGAAAGACGGCAUCGACGGUAAACCUGGUCCUGCUGGACUUCCUGGAAAGCCUGGGCCGAAGGGUAAAGCAGGUAAACCUGGGGCCGCAGGGAGCCCGGGACUGCAUGGCCUCCCCGGUGUGGAUGGUUUGACCGGUCCGGACGGUCCAGCUGGCAAGGACGGGCCGCCAGGAGCAGCAGGUGACCCAGGACCCCCCGGACCAGACGGACCCCCUGGCAGAGGCAGACCAGGAGCUCUGGGUCUUGCUGGAGCUAAUGGACUGCCAGGUGGACCAGGACCUAAGGGUCCGCCGGGGCCCGAGGGUCUUCCAGGACUCCCUGGUCUUCCAGGCCCAGACGGACCUCCUGGACUCCCAGGAACACUUCCUGAAGGCAAUGGAGAUCUGCUGUGUCCGGCCAUCUGUCCUCCGGGUCCUCCUGGACCGCCGGGAAUGCCUGGAUUCAAGGGUCACACAGGUCAUAAAGGGAGUAAGGGGGAGCUGGGGAAAGAUGGAGAGAAGGGGGAUCAGGGGCCACCGGGACCGCCGGGAAUCCCGGGGACAGUGGGCUUACAGGGCUCUCGAGGGCUGAGAGGACUGCAGGGGCCGGUGGGAGCAGUAGGAGACAGAGGACUGCCGGGCUUCAGAGGAAAACCUGGGGUCGCUGGCAUCAUUGGAAAAACUGGUGAUGCUGGUGAGAGAGGACCGCAAGGUUUCAGAGGACCCAAAGGAGAGAUAGGGAAAAUAGGCCCCAAGGGACUCCCUGGAGGUGUAGGACCUAAAGGAGAACCGGGCAUCCCGGGCAGGGACGGGAAGGAUGGCACCCAAGGGCUGGACGGUGAAAAGGGGGAUGCUGGGAGACCUGGAGUAGCUGGUGAGAAGGGACCUAACGGCCUGCCUGGUUUGCCGGGAAAAGCUGGUGCAAAAGGUGCCAAAGGAGGAGUUGGCGGUCCAGGAAAGAUGGGAGAAGCAGGGCCGUCUGGAGAGCCAGGUAUACCUGGGGAGAUCGGCGUCCCGGGAGAGAGAGGAGAGGCUGGACCCCGGGGGGUGACUGGCGGCAUUGGUCUAGCUGGAAACCCUGGACCACAAGGUGUUAAAGGAUUCCAGGGUGUGAAAGGGGCUUUAGGAGACCCCGGUCUGCCUGGUCCGACUGGAAUCAGAGGCGGCUUCGGUGAGCGGGGUCCAGUUGGAGCUGGAGGGCCUAAAGGAGACAUGGGAGUUGCUGGAAGUGAUGGUUUGCCGGGAGAGAACGGGGAGCCGGGUCCGUAUGGUCCCGUCGGACAGAAGGGAGAGUCCGGUAAGCGUGGCGAGCUUGGAGCCAAAGGAGUUGUAGGACCACAGGGAGAGACCGGAGCCAGAGGUGCACCUGGAAAACCAGGACCGAUGGGAUUCCAAGGAGAGCAAGGUUUUCCAGGGGUUCCUGGGAAGACUGGUGUUCCUGGCAAACUGGCUAGUGAGCAGCACAUCAGAGAACUGUGUGGCUCCAUGAUUGAUGAUCAGAUAGCUCAGCUCGCUGCUAACCUGAGAAGACCUCUGGCUCCUGGUGCUGUGGGACGGCCUGGACCACCGGGGCCUCCAGGAAAGCAAGGAGAAGUUGGGUCCAUCGGUCACCCUGGAUCCCUCGGCCCACCAGGUUAUAGAGGACUGCCAGGAGAUCUCGGUGAUCCUGGUCCUCGAGGGGACGUCGGCGAGCCAGGAGACAAGGGUCCAGUGGGUAAAGCCAUCGAAGGGCCCGCUGGAGACCAGGGUGAACCGGGUCUGCCCGGCGUGCAUGGCAUCGUCAAAGACGGCCGUGACGGAGCACCUGGAGAUCCAGGAGAGCCUGGAGAAGCAGGACGAGCCGGCAGACCGGGACACCAGGGAUCACCCGGAAUCUGUGACACAUCAGCGUGCCAAGGAGCCGUGGUUCACGGGAAGUCCUCCAACCCCAAGAACCAUUAACAAGAGAACCAGCAGGAAACACAACUGAAGAAGUGUCAGAGCCGAAGGAACACUGAGCAUCAGAGCUCAACACGUGUAGAUACAGCAAAAGACUAAAAACAUCACUGAUGGGAAGCUUAUAAUACAGUCCUUGUGUUAGAAGUCCUCAUGUACAGCCCCCUUUAGAAGUGUAACUGAGCCUCACGAGGGUGCCGCAAAAACAAACUAAACUGAAGGAAACCAAAAUAUUGGACACAUUACUACAAAUUGAUUUUCUUUGCCAUUUUAUUCUUAUGUUCACAUUUAGUUUCUAAAUGUUUCACAUUCGAGGAACAAUUUUCAAGCAUCGAUGGAGAUGCUCCUGUAAAAUAUGUCAUUGGCCAUCUGUGGGCUUUAUCAACCUUAUCCACUAGAUAAAGGUGCUGUAAAACUAUUAAAUAUGAUUUUAAAUACUAUUUAUUAUUUCUGAGUUACUGUUGUGUGUAAAGUGAGUUUCUACAGCAUGGUAUUGUAAGACAAACUGAAUAAAGCCACUUUUCAGUCAA